UCCGCGAGAGAUUGGUUCCUAGUAUAUCUUUGUCUUUACUCUCAUAAUAUUUCAAAAGCUAGCUGUACAUUAUAUUCAAGAUUCCUUUGCAUCGAAGCUUUUAAAUCGAGAAAUAGAGAGGAGAAUUACAAAGCCGUGAAAUUGACGGUUCUUUCUUUAGGAUGAGUUUUAGCAAUCGUGUUUUGAUUUUGUUGAUAGUCGUGGUUGAGGUCUCACAAAUGGUUCGGGCACAUGGUAGUAAUGAAAAUCCUCUCCACGACUCAAAGAUCACGCACGACAAAGAUCACAUAAAAGAGCACCUAAAGGACGAAAUAGAUAUCAAAGAUGAAAAUCUAAAAGAGGAAGAUCUUCAGUUCCAUUAUUUCAAGUUGCAUGAUUAUGAUGGUAACAAUAAACUGGACGGGAUAGAACUCAUGAAUGCCAUGACCCAUUACCAUGACGAAGAUGCUGCCGAACAAAAUAACACAGCACAGUACACUGAUGAUCAAAUGGCUAAUAUGAUAGACCAGAUACUGGCUGAAGAUGACACUAAUAAAGAUGGAUAUAUUGAUUACCCUGAGUUUGUUGCAUCACAGAAGAGUUAGCAACACCCACAAAAUUCAAUAGAUGAGAAACAGCUACAGUGUAGUUCUACACUCUUUUAUUUAUAGUAUCAAUGAAGAAACAUGCAUGAUUUUGAACUGAACAGUUGCAUACAGCCUUCAAUGGUGUCGUUAUAUCAGAGAUGACACAUCCAAAUUCUUAAAUUAAAUCUUAGAUUUUCAAAGGCAUGUGGAAAUUCUGCCUUACACCCUAGCGACAUAACAAUACAACAGAGUAUAUAAAGGAGUAUGCCAAAGAACAAUAUCAGCAAAAAAUAAAAACUUAAUAUUUGCCAUUAUGUUGUUGUUACUGCGUUGCAGCUUUGAGCUAUUUAAAAAGAAUCAAAUUUCAAAAUGAGCAAAAAGUUGUACACACUGAAAUGUUGUUAUGUUGCUAAUGUUGGGCUUUAUUGAUUAGAGCUUUCCUAUAUUGUCAGACCUAAGACGUUAGUGUAAAGAAUUGAGUGUAAUUAACAAAUCAAUCUACAAUCCAUUUCCUAUAUAUUAUUUUAACUAUCUACAUACAUAAUGUUGUUUUUAUUAAAUAAUUAAAAGGUUGUUAAAAUACACUCAUAUCACAAUUUUUAAGUAGACAAAAUGGAACAUUAGGGACGAGGCAAAACUAAUCUAUACUUUACAGAGAACUUUGUAUGUACACUUCAACUAUCAUAAACUUUGAGAUUGAGAAUUAUUGCAAAAA
This is a messenger RNA of Nematostella vectensis (starlet sea anemone), 1281 nucleotides long. RefSeq names its product multiple coagulation factor deficiency protein 2 homolog. The record is from RefSeq and is a predicted model, not a curated record. The transcript is spliced from 2 exons. Lineage: Eukaryota; Metazoa; Cnidaria; Anthozoa; Actiniaria; Edwardsiidae. Bases 162 to 584 code for a protein of 140 amino acids. Gene Ontology annotation, molecular function: calcium ion binding.